Rotaria sp. Silwood2 is the source of this 993-nucleotide messenger RNA. NCBI's taxonomy places the organism in Eukaryota, Metazoa, Rotifera, Eurotatoria, Philodinida, Philodinidae. The record is from the annotation of a GenBank genome assembly.
AUGACAAAAAAGCAAAAAACAUCAAAACAAAACGAACAGGAUCAUCGUCCAUUUCGUUAUCAAUCUCUUCAUGAACGUUUGAAUAAUAUAAAUAUAAAUGUUGUCCAUCGCAUUCGUUAUCAUGACACAAAUGAUCUUCAAGAUACUGAUAAUUUAAUUCGUACAAGUUAUUUUCAUCAAUCACUUGCACAUUGGUCAACAUUAAAUUUUAGUGAAGCUUAUUCAAAAAUUUAUCAAAAACUUCUACCAUUAGCAAAUUCACUUGAACAAGUUGUUUAUAAUCGUGAACAAAUUAUAUUAUUAAUUCGACAAUCAUUAAAUGAAUAUAAUCCAUUAAUAAUUGAAACAUUAUUAGAUUUAAUUGUUCAAUUAGCACGUGAUUUACAAAGUGAUUUUUAUAUCUAUUAUAAACAAUAUUUAUUCAUAGAUAUAAUUAAUCUAUUAAUAAAUUCUAAAAAACAACAACAAAAUGAAAUAAAUACACAAUUACUUGAACAAGUUUUUCAAUGUUUAACAUAUUUAUUUAAAUAUUUAUGGCGUAUUAUGUUAAAAGAUUUAGCUAAUUUAUAUGAAUUAUAUACAAAAUAUUUAUUUUCAUCUAAAAUAAUAAAUACAUUAACAACAAAUUAUGAAUAUAUACGUUCAUUUGCAGCUGAAUCAUUUGCAUAUUUAUUACGUAAGAUAGAAAAUUAUCAAUCAUUUAUUGAUUAUUUAUUUAAUACAACAGAACGUGAUGAAAAUGAAUUAGAUUCUCUUGCAUUAGUAUUUAGUGAAACAUGUAAAAAUGUUCAAUCAACAUUUCAUUCAUGUACUAAAUCAUUAUUAUUAUGUCUUUUAAAAAAAAUUAUUGAAAAACCUAAAGUAAUUCAUUUAUGUAUUAAAAAAAUUUAUUUAUUAUUAAUUCAACAUACAAAUAAACAAUAUGUUGAAAUACUUUGGAAUUGUUUAAUGAAUAUCUAUCGUACAAUAAAUCCGAAUAAUAUAAAUGAUUAG